Molecule: messenger RNA, 882 nt
Organism: Drosophila bipectinata
Lineage: Eukaryota; Metazoa; Arthropoda; Insecta; Diptera; Drosophilidae
Product: chymotrypsin-2
Biological process (GO): proteolysis
Molecular function (GO): serine-type endopeptidase activity
Source: RefSeq, a predicted model, not a curated record
GUUGUUUUGUGUUCAGUACGUGGCCAAACCUUCGAGAUGCAACUGCUCUGGUCAAGUUUCGUGGUGCUCCUGGUUCUCCAGCUCCGGCCCAAUCAGGGACAACGAGUGGUGGGACCCUAUCCGGAUGAGAGAACACCAUCCGGUCGCAUAAAGGGUGGGGAGGUAGCAGAGCCCGGCUUCGCCCCCUACCAGGUGUCCUUGCAGUCAACCAUAGGCUCCCACAGCUGUGGGGGAUCGAUCCUUAACGAACGCUGGAUCCUCACGGCCGGACACUGCGUCCAGAACUACACCCCAGAUAGGGUGAACGUGAUUACGGGCACCAACCAGUUCAGAGAACCCGGCGCCAUAUACUACACUGAGGAAAUCCACAUGCACUGCAUGUACGAUCAGCCCUACAUGCACAACGACAUUGCCCUGCUGAAGCUGUCGGAAAACAUCACUUUCAACGCCGUGACCCAACCUGUUAACCUUCCCAGCGGGCCCUCAAAGCCCGGCGAUGUAAUCGUCCUGACUGGAUGGGGAGCAGAGACGCCCAAUGGUGGCUCUUUGGCCGACCUCAAUAAGCUGACUCUGGGCUUCGUGACCUUCGAGGAGUGCUACGCCAUCUUCAACCAAACGGCCAACCUUGGAGUGGGUCACAUCUGUACCUUUUCACAGGAGGGUGAGGGCUCGUGUCACGGCGACUCCGGCGGCCCACUGGUGAGCAACGGAGCUGUGGUGGGCGUGGUCAACUGGGGACGUCCCUGCGGCAUGGGCUAUCCAGAUGUCCAGGCCAAUGUGUACUACUACCUGGACUGGAUUCGCAACAAGAUUAGCGGAGAGACCAAAUGCACUUUCUAAGCAAAAUUGUAAAAAAUGCAUUAAAUAAACUUUGAAAACUUA